AUGUAUUCUGGAGAUGCAAAGAAGAGGUCAUAUGGGGUGCAAGACAAGUACAGGAUGAGUGGGGCUGCAGUGGAGCAGGCAAUACUGGUGGUGCCACAAAGGAUGGAAGAGCUUUUAGCCUCCAAUCCCAUUCUCUGGAUCCCGACCAAAGUCUGGUUGGAAUUUAUGGCUAGACGCAUCAGGGCCCUCCAGUUGGCUCAGAUCUCUCUCAAGGAACUGGAACCACCCAACCUUGGGAUUCUGACUGGCAUCAUCUGCCACAUGAUUCGGUGCACAUCCACCACUGCAAUAAUCCUUGACUUCCAUGUGAGAGAGUCCAUGGCCCUUCUGCAGGUCUCCAGGAAGUUCAGGAUCAUGACUGACCUGGAGGUGCUCAAGCUGAUGGAGGGAAAGUUGAAGAGGGGUGAUGGACGACCUGCCUGGCCAAGGAUUCCCCCUCUGGACGAAGUGGAACAAUUUCCCAUUGGCAGCAGACCGACGUGGGCCAAAUUGACAAGGACCAUCCAACUGCAGCCUUGGUUGAUCAUGCAGGACUGGAAGUGGUCGGCCCAACUGUCCAGUCUGGGGCCAGUGGUAGGGAAACUUUUUGUUCUGUUUACCUGUCAGCUUUGGAUCCAGUUGGAUGCGACUUGGCUGACAGGCUCAGAGGGAAAACCAGAGCCAACAUCUUUGGAAGAAGCCAUUCAGAGUUGGACUCUGAACCAGACCUUCAGGACAAUACGUGCCUGUGAAUUCAAGGCCUGCAAUGCAGAAAUUGCAGGGAGUGGAGGGGCUGGUCGCCGACAGUCAAGCUUUGCAGAGAGGGUCAACCUGUUUUUCCCAGGACCCACAGCAGGACAACCUUCACGGAGGUCACCAUGGAAUGUCUUCUGGACGAAGCCUGGCUAUAUUUGGGAGUAUCACCAGGUGAUGAAGAACAGGACACCCCUGGAGGAGUUUGAGGUGCUGGACCACCUUGGCAGGAUAUUUUCUGUCCUUCAGACAUUACCUGAUGCGACCAAAGGGAGUGAAAAGAGUCCUGGGAAGACAUGGCAGGUGGAGGGUGAGAAGGUGGUUCUGGUGACAAAUCCCAAGUUCUACAAGAUCGAGGGUAUCUCCACCGAGAAGGAGCAGCAACAGGCCAGGAGACGAGCAUCUCGAGUGGUAAAGCCCAGGAAUGCACUGCAGAUGGAGCUCCUGGAGCAUGCUGGAUAUGACGAACUGCUGGCUAGCAAGGCCCUCAUCUUAGAAAGGCAGAGGCUGAAAGAGGCACAGACUAAGAAGUCAUCAAAGGCAAAGAAUGCUCGAAAGGCUCCAGCAAGAAGAGGCAAGGCCACCUCAUAG
Pisolithus orientalis is the source of this 1323-nucleotide messenger RNA. RefSeq lists its product as uncharacterized. The coding region runs from base 1 to 1323 and encodes 440 amino acids. The record is from RefSeq and is a predicted model, not a curated record. NCBI's taxonomy places the organism in Eukaryota, Fungi, Basidiomycota, Agaricomycetes, Boletales, Pisolithaceae. The transcript is spliced from 3 exons.